GGGACGGCGGGGAGCGGGAGGCGGGGCCGUGCGGUUCGGGCGGGAGAUUCGGGCUUUGGGAUCGGCACUGGAGGGAUCUGAGGGGAAUCUGUGUCCUAGCAGGACACUGACUCUAGAGAAUCCCGAAUGGCUCCAGUCAAAAUCAGCUACGUGGUGUCCUUCUCCUCACAGGACCCCAAGUACCCGGCGGAGAACCUGCUGAGUGAGGGCAGUGUCCAGCCCUGGCUCGGCUGCCCCCAGGACCGCAGCACGCGGCUGAGCGUGGAGCUGCAGCUGGAAAGAGCCAGUCCCAUCGGCUACGUGGACAUCGGGAACUACGGCUGCGCCUUCCUGCAGAUCGAGGUGGGACGUUCCUCGUGGCCACGUGACCAGCCCUACCUCACCUUGGUGCCCACCGUCACGCUGAUGACGCCGGACGACUCAAAGCUGGGCCGGAAUCGCUGCGGGGUCCGGAUGUUUAAGGAAGCAGACUUCCCGGUGCCGGCGGUAGGGCAGCACUGGGACCGCCUGCGGCUCACCUGCAGCCAGCCCUUCAGCCCACGCAGCCGCUUCGGGCUCUCCUUCAUUCGCCUGCGCACGCCCCAGGAGCAGGAGCCUGAGCCCCCCCGGCCACCCCUGGGCCUGGAGGAUGCUGAGCCCUCAGACAGCCCCUGCUGCUCCAGCCCUGACUUCCACCAGACGUUUUUUCCCAAAACACACUCGAGAUCCAGUGCAGAGGAGCAGCUGAGGAGCCGCCUGUGGCAGCUGGAAGGGGGUGCUGGGAGCCCGGCCUGCCUCAGCCGCCCGGCCCGCAUGGUGCUGUUGGCAGCACGGAGUCGGGCACUGAGGCCGGGGGGUGACCCAGAGCUGCCAGCCAAGGACCUGGGAGGUCCCGUGGUGCCAGAGGGCUCUGCACAGGACAUCCCUGCAGCCUCCCCAAGCACCUGCAAGCAGCCAGACAGGUGCCGUUCUCCCAGCCCUGCUGGCAGGGCUCCAGCUGCUGCCUCAAGGCCACCCAUGGUCAGAGGAAGAGCCCAAACCCACGGCCACCGAGAGAGACGGGCCAGGAGGAGGGGCAGGGGACAGGCCAGCGGUGACAGGGAGACAGGCAUCUGCCCCAUCUGCUCAGGCCGCUUCCUCCUGGAUGUGCUCCCCACGCACGCCUCCCACUGCGGGGAAGAGCCCACUGCAGCCUGGCCCUCCUUGUCCCCUGACACCUGGGUGUCCUGCCCCAUUUGCCAGCUGCCUUUCAGCAUGGCAGAGGUGGAGCAGCAUGCCAGCACCUGCGGUGAGACGCUGUCCUCAUCCCACCACCUGCAGUAGGACAGCAGAGCCGGGGACAAACCCUGUGUCACCACCCCCCGGGGGCUGAAGCCACAGUGCUGGACCCAGCUGUGGUGCAAGGAGCGAGGGGCAGAGACACAGCAGCCCCAGGACGUUUGUGGCAAGACUGGUGGGGUGGAUGGAGAAGGUGUUUCCAGCCCCUUGGCUGGGUAUGGGGCGGGGGCUUAAGGGGCCUGAAACACUGUAAUGGCAGGAGUUGCUGCUGGAGAAGAAUAAAUUAAAGGAGAGAACGAGGGAUGAGAGAGAGAAAUGCUCUGUGACUGCCCAGUGCCACAGCAGGUUCCCUGGUCGAGCAUUCUGCCUUGGGGCACGCUGUGCAGCUGGUGGGGACAGUGAGGGGACAAGGAGGAGGUCACACUUUUCCUCCCCUCAAGCCCCCACUUGGAGUUCCAGCACAUGUGGCCCACAGGAGGAGGAAGCCAGUACCCCUAAAGCAGGAGAAAAAUACAAUUUAUU
This is a messenger RNA of Corapipo altera (White-ruffed manakin), 1779 nucleotides long. Its product is annotated as short transient receptor potential channel 2-like. The transcript is spliced from 10 exons. Gene Ontology annotation, cellular component: nucleus. Gene Ontology annotation, molecular function: damaged DNA binding. Bases 127 to 1302 code for a protein of 391 amino acids. Lineage: Eukaryota; Metazoa; Chordata; Aves; Passeriformes; Pipridae. The record is from RefSeq and is a predicted model, not a curated record. Gene Ontology annotation, biological process: base-excision repair; single strand break repair.